AAUGAAUCAAUCGAUGAUAACGGUGCUUGACUUGACAGGCUAUUUCACGCAUGCGCACAAAUAGUUCUUCCUUUCUGCAAAUCUUCGCCAUGGCUCCGCUGAAACUCAAAAAGCAGACCGCCAAAGGUGGCAAGAAGAAGAAGCAGGUCCAGAAGUUCACCCUGGACUGCACCCACCCCGUUGAGGAUGGCAUUAUGGAUGCUGCCAACUUUGAGCAGUUCCUGCAGGAGCGCAUCAAAGUGAACGGGAAGGCUGGAAACCUGGGAGGUGGUGUGGUGAGCAUUGAAAGGAGCAAGAGCAAGAUAACAGUAUCUUCUGAGGUGCCCUUCUCCAAGAGAUACCUGAAAUAUCUGACGAAGAAGUACUUGAAGAAGAACAACCUCAGAGACUGGCUACGCGUUGUGGCUAACACCAAGGAAAGCUAUGAGCUACGCUAUUUCCAGAUCAAUCAGGAUGAGGAGGAGGAAGAGGAUGAGGAUUAAAUGUAAAGCCUUCCUCUGUUUUUUGUACAUUCAAUAAAUCAUUGUACUCUUAUGAUAUUUCA
Messenger RNA from Clupea harengus (Atlantic herring), 544 nucleotides. RefSeq names its product large ribosomal subunit protein eL22-like. The record is from RefSeq and is a predicted model, not a curated record. Gene Ontology annotation, biological process: cytoplasmic translation. Lineage: Eukaryota; Metazoa; Chordata; Actinopteri; Clupeiformes; Clupeidae. Gene Ontology annotation, molecular function: RNA binding; structural constituent of ribosome. Gene Ontology annotation, cellular component: ribosome.